GACACUUUAAAUUUCUGACUGAUAAACGCUAAAUAUCAAUAAAUAAGUAGCAUUUAAUUAAUUUAUUACCUAAAUUCGGGCUCCCUAAAUUUCUUGACAGCACAUGUCAAAACAAUAUUAUUAAUUAUCAUUAUCGGACUCAUCAAAGCGAAAGUAUAGCUGACUAUUUGACUAUAGUUACGUCAUGAAUCUAUAAAUAAACAGGUCAUUUCACAGGCGCAUGCAGGUUAACGCUUCCGUUUUGUUGUUUACAUUUUAAACAAGGUCAGAGCUGACAGAGAUUUAUUAUCGAAUAGCACUUAUUCAGCACCAUGCCCCCAGCAGUAGGGAAGAAAAAAACAGUGGUGUGCUACAUUUGUGGUCGAGAAUUUUGCUCCUCUUCAGUUACAAUACAUGAACCCCAGUGCCUUAAAAAAUGGCAGGCCGAGAACAACAGAUUACCCAAAGGUCAGAGACGUAAAACACCCUCCAGGCCAGAGAUUUUACCAUCUAUUGGUAAUGGAGACUCCUCGGAUAUCGAGAGAUUCAAUGAAGCUGCUUUUAAGACUGCCCAGGGGCAGUUGUUGCCGUGUAAAAAUUGUGGACGAACGUUCGCGACUGAUCGGCUGGAAAUCCAUCUGAGGUCAUGCAAACCUUCUCAAGGUAAACAGUCACAGAAUGGGACCAGGGCUGAAGUUAAACCAGAAGAUACUGAGGGGAUGGAAUUGAGACCAAAAACAGCCGUUGUCGUCAAUCCUAAAGUUGUGAACGAGAGUAAUGCUGUGCCGCUAGAAAAACAGAGUACUAGACAGGCAGACGGGGUGCUAGAAGUUGCACUAUCACCUGCAAAGAGAUCAGAAGAUUCAGGCAACCAGUCGGCAGCUUCUGCAUACUCUUCUGGGGGAAGUCAAAGUAAACCUGCUAACCAGUCAACUCCUCAAAACCAGUCAAAAUUGAAUCCUUCAUUGGGAGCAAAGUUUGUUUUGUGCUAUGUUUGCGGAAGAAAGUUCGGGGAAGCUUCUGUGAGCAUACAUGAACCUCAGUGUUUAGAAAAGUGGAAAUUAGAAAAUAGUAGGCUACCAAAAGGGCAACGUAGACCAAUACCAAAAAAGCCAGAGGUGCUAACGUUAGCAGAUGGGAAGUAUGAUGUGGUGGCUAUAAAUGAAGCAGCGUGGCAGAGUGCACAGGCUCAAUUGAUUCCUUGUGACGGUUGCAGAAGAACAUUUUCACCUGAUCGGAUAACUGUCCACCAGAGAUCAUGUAAAGGGACUGGCAAAGAAAUAGCCAAGGCUGGGCCUAAGCCUGUGGGGGGCGGGGCAACCAAUCAGGGUCCCGCUGUUGGCCCUGGGUUCAAGAGGGAAGGCACUUUUACGUCAGAUAAUCCUCAUCCGCCCAAGUCAAUAGUACCACCUGGUCCAAGAUUUAUGCUAUGUUAUAUCUGUGGAAGAAAGUUUGGAACAAAAUCUAUAAGUUUCCACGAACCACAGUGCCUUGAAAAAUGGAAGAUAGAAAAUGAUAAACUCCCAAAAUCACAACGGCGCCCAUUGCCAAAAAAGCCAGAAGUUGCUGGUGGUAGUGGAAAAUAUGAUGUUGAUGCAAUAAAUGAAGCUGCCUGGCAAAGCGCACAGUCUCAGCUAAUAUCUUGUGGAAACUGCGGACGGACAUUUGCGCCUGAUAGGUUGUCUGUCCACCAGCGUGCAUGUAAGCCCAAGGGCGGGGCUGCAGCCACCAACAAUGAUGACUCAGGGCCUGGGAUGGCCUCAAAUCAUCUUGGUGGCCUGAAGCAGCCAAAACAGGGAGCAAAGGGUGGACCGCAGACUGUAGUAUGCAACAUCUGCGGGCGAGAGUUUGGGUCUAAGUCAAUUGCAAUUCACGAGCCCCAGUGUCUUGAGAAAUGGAAGGUGGAGAACUCAAAACUGCCCAAAGGUCAGAGAAGACCACUGCCAAAAAAACCUGAUGGAGGAAUGUCCAGACAGGAGAUGAAUGACCUUGCCUGGGAGAAUGCGAAGGCCCAACUGCUCCCAUGUGAGAACUGCGGGCGUCGUUUUGCCUCAGACCGCCUGCCCGUCCACCAGCGAUCCUGCAAGCCCAAGGGUGGGGCAGGUGGUGGGGGCUCCACUGGUGGGGCAGGGGCAUUUGGGGGCGGUCAAUCUAAGGCUCCAGUUUUUAAGAAGCCUCCUACUAUGGUGUGCUACAUUUGUGGACGCGAAUUUGGCACGAAGUCCAUUGCGAUACACGAGCCCCAGUGUCUGGAGAAAUGGAAGGUUCAGAAUGACAAACUCCCGAAGGGCCAGCGGAGACCCGAACCUAACAAGCCAGAGGUUCGCUCUAUUGGAGCAACAGGUAAAUAUGAUGUAGACGCAAUGAACGAGGCAGCGUACCAGAGUGCAAUGUCAAACCUAGUACCAUGCCCGAACUGUGGGCGUACAUUCAACCCUGACCGUCUGACUGUACAUCAGCGUAGCUGUAAGCCCAAGGUACCCAAGGAGGAUGCCUGAACAUUGGAUUGACCACAUUAUGAUGGACCACCUCUGUUUUAAUAUCAUUCCUUACAGAUUUUAAUUGAAAUAGACAUAUUUUGCUCAUAUACAUGUAUAUAUAUAUGUCAAACAAAGUGAGAGAAGCAUG
Mya arenaria is the source of this 2607-nucleotide messenger RNA. RefSeq names its product zinc finger protein 474-like. Bases 312 to 2477 code for a protein of 721 amino acids. Lineage: Eukaryota; Metazoa; Mollusca; Bivalvia; Myida; Myidae. The record is from RefSeq and is a predicted model, not a curated record. The transcript is spliced from 7 exons.